Carassius gibelio (silver crucian carp) is the source of this 1422-nucleotide messenger RNA. RefSeq names its product V-type proton ATPase subunit C 1-A. Gene Ontology annotation, cellular component: vacuolar proton-transporting V-type ATPase, V1 domain; lysosomal membrane. Gene Ontology annotation, biological process: proton transmembrane transport. NCBI's taxonomy places the organism in Eukaryota, Metazoa, Chordata, Actinopteri, Cypriniformes, Cyprinidae. The coding region runs from base 202 to 1353 and encodes 383 amino acids. Gene Ontology annotation, molecular function: proton-transporting ATPase activity, rotational mechanism. The transcript has 13 exons. The record is from RefSeq and is a predicted model, not a curated record.
GCCCGAAGUUGCGCAUGCGCAGAUCACAGCAGCCGAUCAGCUGACCGUGAGAGAAGCCUUUGGAAACACUGGAGUGUCAUUAUGAAUAUCAAAUCCUAAAACUGCUCCUUUGAAAAUUACUGAGUCAAAUCUGCCAAGUAAUCGUCGCGUAAUCUCGUUCACGUUGAAAUCAGACUCUCCAUUUGUCGCUCCUCAGCAGCCAUGACUGAGUUUUGGUUGAUUUCUGCUCCUGGAGAGAAGACCUGUCAGCAGACAUGGGACAAACUAAUGACGGCCACGACUCGUGCCAACAACCUCUCCACCAACAACAAGUUCAACAUUCCCGACCUCAAGGUCGGGACAUUAGAUGUCCUGGUGGGGCUGUCUGAUGAGCUGGCCAAACUGGACGCUUUUGUCGAGAGUGUGGUGAAGAAGGUGGCUCAGUACAUGGCUGACGUGUUGGAGGACAGUCGAGAUAAAGUCCAGGAGAACCUGCUGGCUAAUGGAGUCGAUCUGGUCACCUACGUCACAAGAUUUCAGUGGGACAUGGCCAAAUACCCUAUCAAACAAUCCUUGAAGAACAUCUCUGAGAUUGUAUCCAAGCAAGUCUCACAGAUUGACAAUGACCUGAAGGCUCGAGCGUCAGCCUACAACAACCUGAAGGGAAACUUACAGAAUCUAGAGAGGAAGAAUGCAGGGAGUCUGCUGACCAGGAGUUUGGCAGAUAUUGUCAAGAAAGAAGACUUUGUGCUUGAUUCGGAGUACCUCAUUACUAUGCUGGUGGUGGUACCAAAAACUAAUUAUGCUGACUGGCAGCGCACUUACGAGACUCUUUCCGAAAUGGUGGUGCCACGAUCUACAAAUUUGCUUUUUGAGGACCAGGAGAGCGGCUUGUUUAGCGUCACGCUCUUCAGAAAGGCCAUCGAUGAUUUCCGACUCAAGGCCAGGGAAAACAAGUUCAUGCUCCGGGACUUCCAGUACAACGAGGAGGAAUUGAAAGCGGAUAAGGAGGAGAUGACCAGACUCUCGACUGACAAGAAAAAGCAGUUUGGUCCACUUGUUCGAUGGCUGAAGGUGAACUUCAGCGAGGCUUUCAUUGCUUGGAUCCAUAUCAAGGCUCUGAGGGUCUUUGUGGAAUCAGUGUUGAGAUAUGGAUUGCCGGUGAACUUCCAAGCGAUGCUGCUACAGCCCAACAAGAAGAACAUGAAGAAGCUGAGGGAGGUUCUGAACGAUCUUUACAAGCAUCUGGACAGCAGUGCAGCUGCCAUUAUCGACCAAACUACCAUGGAUAUCCCUGGCUUGAACCUCAGUCAGCAGGAAUACUAUCCCUAUGUGUACUACAAAAUCGACUGCAACCUGCUGGACUUCAAAUAGAAGAACCGCUUUUAACCACGUGCCCCUCCUUUUGUUUUGUCUCUGUGAAUAAAUCGAAGUUAAAUUAAA